AUGCCGGACAUGCUUUCAUUAAUAAAUUCACCUGCCGGGCCCAUCCCCAGAUUGUCUUCAUCCUCCUCCGAUGACGGCGAGCCCUUGGCUUUGGAGGUAAUAAAGCAGCUCCGUGGCAGGAUCGCACCUCGAGAGCCGCCUUCACAACCACAAGACAGCCUCUCUCGACCCGACUCCUACGAGCCAUUCUUCAUCCCUCAUCCCAUCCUCUUCGAGUCCCCCACCACCUCUCAAAACGGCAGCGCACUACUCCAAAUGCCCUCCGAAAUCCUUACCCUUAUCUUCCAACAAGUUAACAUUCCCUACUUCCAAGUCUGCUUGGCACUGACCUGCAAAGACAUGGGAAGAAUCGCGAGCAAAAAGAACGUCAUGUCAUCGUGGCGGGGCUAUCGAGACAAGGAUGGCCUGUUCCGCUUGCUGGAGAGAAAACACUACAUUCCCCAGUCUCUACGACUGUGUCGCGCGUGUUUCCGCUUCGUUCCACGCAGUGCAGGGUAUUGGGUUGAACGGAUGAUGCACCCGGCAUUUGAUCGCAAGUCGGCCAACUGGUACGAUAUUUUCAACUGGUUUAACGAACAGUCGCAUGCCCAACAUCGGUGCCCUUGGUGUUGUAUACUUGGUUAUACCAGUUAUUUCACUGAGAGGAGUUAUCUAAGGGAAAGAGCAUUCCUGGGUGAUGGGGAGCGCUCGACAAUGUGCCCUGAGUUGAAUCGAAGAAUGGACAGGCCCUGA
Messenger RNA from Rhinocladiella mackenziei CBS 650.93, 732 nucleotides. RefSeq lists its product as uncharacterized. Gene Ontology annotation, molecular function: protein binding. The transcript has a single exon. The record is from RefSeq and is a predicted model, not a curated record. The coding region runs from base 1 to 732 and encodes 243 amino acids. NCBI's taxonomy places the organism in Eukaryota, Fungi, Ascomycota, Eurotiomycetes, Chaetothyriales, Herpotrichiellaceae.